This is a messenger RNA of Rosa rugosa (rugosa rose), 1232 nucleotides long. RefSeq names its product octanoyltransferase LIP2p, chloroplastic-like. Gene Ontology annotation, molecular function: lipoyl(octanoyl) transferase activity. Lineage: Eukaryota; Viridiplantae; Streptophyta; Magnoliopsida; Rosales; Rosaceae. Gene Ontology annotation, cellular component: mitochondrion. Bases 210 to 1163 code for a protein of 317 amino acids. The transcript is spliced from 4 exons. The record is from RefSeq and is a predicted model, not a curated record. Gene Ontology annotation, biological process: protein lipoylation.
AAAGCUUUGAAUGCACCGCUAGUUCCCCCAUUCCUAUUCCUACAUCUUUCGAUACAAACCAAGCUACUCCUCCAUCUCCACUAAUCGAAAACCAGAUUCCCAAGCUACAUAUUGCUUCUUUUUCACAAAUCUCUGUUGUUGUACUCAUCAUUUUUUGCCUUCCUCCUCUUAAGGGUCUCACCAAGUCAAAAUAUCAAAGAUCAUAACAGAUGACUUUCUUGGCGACCCAAUGUGUCGUCGCCUCAAUCCCAGCAUACCCAGUUUGUAAUCAUCAGCCCAAACCUCCUCGGUGCCUCUCCCAGAGAAUCCAAUCGAAAUCGGACAGAAUCCCAGUUGUUAAAACCCAACAGUCGAGCUUUCCAACUACUCAGGAAUCGAGAAGAGAGUCUGAGUGUGAGUGCUUCAAUCUGUACGAGGAGCUAGUUCCUUACAGGCAAGCUUGGUCUUGGCAGAAGAGCAUUGUCAAGGAGAAAAAGGCUCUGAUUGAGAGGAACGAGGACUGCCCGGACUCGCUGUUUGUUCUUCAGCAUCCUCCUGUUUAUACAAUGGGCACUGGUAGCUCAGAAAAGUUCCUCAAUUUUGACCUCAAGGAUGCUCCAUUUGAUGUUCACCGGACCGAACGCGGCGGCGAGGUUACAUAUCAUGGUCCUGGUCAGUUAGUAAUGUACCCCAUUAUAAAUCUCCGGAAUCACAAAAUGGAUCUUCAUUGGUACCUCAGGUCACUUGAGGAGGUGAUCAUUCGCGCUCUUUCAAAGACAUUUUCGAUCAAGGCAUCUCGGCUUGAGGGUUUAACUGGUGUUUGGCAUGGAAACCAGAAACUGGCAGCCAUUGGUAUACGAGUGUCUCAGUGGAUAGCUUAUCACGGUUUGGCACUGAACGUAACCACAGAUUUAACUCCUUUUCGUUGGAUAGUACCGUGUGGUUUACAAAACUAUCAGGUCGGAAGCAUUAGAGGGUUGUUAGGGGAGUUUGAGUCAUUUGACGAUAGUAGUAGAAAACAGCUACCAGAUCCUGAUGAUGGCCAGCUACUUAAUAUUGCUUGUAAAUCUUUGAUCAAUGAGUUUUCAGAAGUUUUUCAGGUUGGAAUCAAUUAUGCAACCAUCUCGAGGUUAGAGUUUUUAGAAAGUGAACCUGUAAAGCCUCUAAAAGAGGAAGUAAUUUAGUUGUGGGAUUCAGGUCAACAUUUCUAAUUGCUGGUGUGAAACAGAUCUUAACACUCUUGAACAUUUUCA